UAUUUGAAAUAUAUAAAUCGGAAAUCUCUCUAAAUCUCAAAUCGUAGAAAAAAGAAAUUCAGAAAUCUCAAGGAAGAAGAGGGAGAAAUGGCGAGUGGUGGAAAAGUGUCUUUCAAAGUCACUCUUACCUCCGAUCCAAAGCUCCCUUUCAAAGUCUUUAGCGUUCCCGAAGCAGCCCCGUUCACGGCUGUUCUGAAAUUCGCAGCUGAGGAAUUCAAAGUCCCUCCCCAAACCAGCGCUAUCAUCACCAACGAUGGCGUGGGAAUCAAUCCUCAGCAAAGUGCAGGAAAUGUGUUCCUCAAACACGGUUCAGAACUUAGGCUGAUUCCGCGUGAUAGGGUGGGAGCCUUUUGAAUGCUGAAAGGCCUCGUUGUGUUGUUAUCGGGGUGAAAACGUUAGUUUUUCACCGCCUUCAAUUAUCGAUCUAUCUUAUCGGUACGAGUGGACUUUACUGUAUAAACCAUUAAUGUUACGGAUGGACUAGUUAGUUUCUGCCUUUUGUUUUUUCUUGUUUAUCAUCAACUAAAUAGAAGAGCUGGGUGGUGAAA
Molecule: messenger RNA, 548 nt
Organism: Hibiscus syriacus
Lineage: Eukaryota; Viridiplantae; Streptophyta; Magnoliopsida; Malvales; Malvaceae
Product: ubiquitin-fold modifier 1
Exons: 4
Coding region: 88-354 (88 amino acids)
Biological process (GO): protein K69-linked ufmylation
Cellular component (GO): nucleus; cytoplasm
Source: RefSeq, a predicted model, not a curated record